AUGAACUUCGCUCCACAGUACCCCACGCCUCCCCCGGGCUACAUGCCCUACGACGCAUACCAGCACCGCCAGACGCCCCCAAUGUCGCCCUCGCCUGGCUACUACUCUCCCCGCUACGGCGCCGCAGGAGUCUCGCCCUCGCCGCACGCCUCUCCCAAAGUCCACGGCCAUUCGCGACGCGCAUCGCACGCUGUCCCCUCCUCGCAGUACAAUGCAUACACUUCGCCGCGCGGAGGCGCAACGCCGCAGUUUACGUCGCCGCGCUACUACCCGACGCCACAGCGUACGCCCGAAUAUGUAAGUGGUUAUUUUGGUUACGCUCCAACGAGCCGGCAACGCCGCGACACGGACGCGACGCCUCUCAAACGCUCCAAUCGUGAGAAGGCUCGUCGUCCGUCGGUAUCAGCGCGCUACGUGCACACCAAGGACGUCUAUGGCGACUUCGACUAUGUCCGUGAGCGAGAGCGAGAGCCACCGCCACCGUACACUCGCCACGCCACGUACGGUUAUGCUGAUUACCAUGUCCGCCAUCAGGUCCCUAUCUAUGAGUCAGAGCCAAAGGCGAGCCGUCCGCGACGUGCGUCUCACACCACCCGUCCCCAGCCGCAGCCGCAGCCCACCCCCAAGCGAGCCGCGCCUCCCAAGACCCCAAGAAAAGCAACCGAUGAAGACGCGCGCCGCGCCCGUAUCCCCGCUGGCUACUCGUACAAGAACUGGGACCCCGCCGAAGAGCCCAUCAUGCUGUUGGGCAGUGUCUUCGACGCCAACACCCUCGGCAAGUGGAUCUACGAUUGGACUGUCUACCACCAUGGACCAACAACGCCUCUGGCUGAGAUGGCGGGUGAGCUUUGGCUUCUCCUCAUCCAGCUUGCUGGUAAAGUCAAGCGUGCCGAAGAGACCUUGUCCCAGAUUCGCCAGAAGGAGAACCGCGAAAUGGUCGAGGACUUCCUGGAGAGCGGCGAGCGUCUGUGGAUUCGCCUCGCCAAGCUCCUCAAAGUGUGUGAAGACUACAUGUGGAAGGCCGCUAAGAAAGAGACGGGAGAGAAGAAGCCUCUUGCCAUGGGCAAGAACAGCGGCCGCGAGUUCGUCGACUCCAUCUUUGGUCGCGACCGUGAGCUCGAGACGACCGAGAAGUUUAUGGUUGGCAUUCGCCUUUGGAGCAUGCGUUUUGAUGCGAACUGCGAAGAGAUUCUUCGCCACCCCGAGGCCUAG
Molecule: messenger RNA, 1212 nt
Organism: Didymosphaeria variabile
Lineage: Eukaryota; Fungi; Ascomycota; Dothideomycetes; Pleosporales; Didymosphaeriaceae
Exons: 1
Coding region: 1-1212 (403 amino acids)
Source: RefSeq, a predicted model, not a curated record